CCCAUUAACAUUCAACUUUAAACCCAUAUCAAAUCCAUCGAACUCAAUCGUUUUUCCCUUUUUCCUCUGAUCAUAUCACUUCAAUCCAACUUUAAUUCUUCAAUAAUUUUGAGAUCUAAAUUCAUCGAUUGCACAUACAGGUGUUGAAGAUCGUUACUCUGUUGAUUCGUUGAUUCAAUUAAACGAAAUUUCUAUAGAAGCAAUCAUGCUUUCGCGCGUUUUUGGAAAACCUAAGCAAGAAGCUAAUGCGGUGACAACAUUAGACAAAUUAAAUGAGACACUUGAAAUGCUGGAGAAGAAAGAGAAAGUACUUUUGAAGAAGGCAUCUGCAGAGGUGGAGAAGGCCAAAGAGUAUACAAAAGCACAUAAUAAAAGGGGUUCGUACUCGCUGCUUUAUACACAAACGGCAAUACAAUGUUUAAAGAGGAAGAAGCUGUAUGAGCAACAAGUUGAACAGCUUGGGAACUUCCAGUUGCGUAUUCAUGACCAGAUGAUUAUGCUAGAAGGUGCAAAAGCUACCACAGAGACUGUUGAUGCUUUGAGAACCGGUGCCGCAGCAAUGAAGGCCAUGCAAAAGGCAACAAAUAUCGAUGAUGUUGACAAGACUAUGGAUGAGAUAAACGAACAAACUGAAAAUAUGAAGCAAAUUCAGGAGGCAUUGGCAACACCACUGGGUGCAGCUGCUGAUUUUGAUGAGGAUGAACUGGAAGCUGAACUUGAGGAACUAGAAGGAGCUGAGUUGGAGGAACAGCUUCUCCAGCCUGCCACAACCGCCCCUGCUGCUCCGGUGCAUGUGCCAGCUGGCAAGCAACCAACACGUCCAGCUCCUCGCCAAAACAAAGCGGAGGAAGAUGAACUUGCUGCAUUGCAAGCAGAAAUGGCACUUUAAGAAAAGGUCACUGGAGAUGUACUCAUACACUUCAAAAAAUGGAUGAACUGUGUGUUAAAUUAUAUCUUGUACAGUUGUGAUUGUAGACCAAAUAACAAGCUGGCUUUGUUGUAUUAUACAUUGAAGAUCAUAAGGGACUAAUAUACUGUUUCUUGAGAUUAA
Helianthus annuus (common sunflower) is the source of this 1051-nucleotide messenger RNA. Its product is annotated as vacuolar protein sorting-associated protein 32 homolog 2. Gene Ontology annotation, cellular component: cytoplasmic side of plasma membrane; multivesicular body; ESCRT III complex. The coding region runs from base 206 to 889 and encodes 227 amino acids. The record is from RefSeq and is a predicted model, not a curated record. Lineage: Eukaryota; Viridiplantae; Streptophyta; Magnoliopsida; Asterales; Asteraceae. The transcript is spliced from 8 exons. Gene Ontology annotation, biological process: vesicle budding from membrane; late endosome to vacuole transport via multivesicular body sorting pathway.